Eimeria maxima is the source of this 1155-nucleotide messenger RNA. RefSeq lists its product as hypothetical. The annotation marks the transcript as partial. The transcript has 6 exons. NCBI's taxonomy places the organism in Eukaryota, Apicomplexa, Conoidasida, Eucoccidiorida, Eimeriidae. The record is from RefSeq and is a predicted model, not a curated record.
AUGCAAUACUUCCGAGAGCAGCAGGGAUUUCGAUUUGAGAGCUCUGCAGAAUUCUCCAGACCAACUGUGCAACCCAAAUCAACAGAAACUUCUCCCUCUCUAUUCAGUACAGACAACGCGCCAACGUCAUCGUCAGGGGGCCCUCACGGGGCUCGACAGGAGCUUGUGUGCUACAGCGGCCGCCGGCUGCCUAGGACGCCACUUCAAGCAGAAGGGACCUCCACAAUGGUCACGGAGCAGCGGAAGCGCAAGACAUGGACGAUGGGGGCGUCAAGAGAAGGGGAAGCAGGAGAGCCUGGAGACCAGCAGCGUCAGCCACAGCUGCAGCAGCCAACAACAGUUCCCGAUACCGUCUCAGUGGCUGGUGAACCUAUAACUCCUCAAAAGACCCAAGGAAGCUUCGGGAGAAAUCCACGAAAUGAGAAGGGGCAGAAAACAAGGACUGUCUUUUCAAAGGCUGCAGCACUGGGUAUCUCCGACGAUGAAGACGCCCAAACUUGGUCGGGGUCUGGAGGACCGGUGUUAAAUACGGCGGCGGACCAGGAGCGGAUAAGAAAGGAGAAGGAAAGGAGGAAGGCAAAAAGAGAGCAGCAAGAUCGCAAUAGGAGUAACAGAGACGGGCACAACAAGCAGAAGAAGGCGACAAAGGGGGGUUCUUCUUUCUCAGGACUGUUGGAUUUUUUUUCAGGCGGAGAUUUUCGUUCCUGGCUGAUGUACUUCUUAGUCGUGGUUGGCAUUGUCGGCAUCUUUGUGCUCAAGGCGCUUGAGGAAUACUACGGGAUGGACGGCGACGUCAGUGGGGAGCAGCGGCUGCAACACUUGAGUGUGUUGGGGUUGGACGAUGGGGCGUCGGAAAGCGACAUAAGAAGGUCGUACAGGACAUUAUCGGUCCGCUGGCAUCCUGACCGUUACCCGAACUGCGGCGCGAGCUGCCAGCAGCGCUUUCACGAGAUUGCUGCGGCAUAUGAAUAUCUAAUGAGAAAGCAGAAGAAGUCGAAGGCAGACGACGAAGACGGAGAGGGAGGUGAAGGAUCACAAAGCGACGACUUCGCCAACUUAAAGGUCACGUCUCAGGGCAUUGUGGACUUUUCGAGGCUGGGCCCGAACGACGUCUUUCCCCCUACAAGUGACACAAAGAAUGUAUGGUCCAUAAUG